Molecule: messenger RNA, 5399 nt
Organism: Stegastes partitus (bicolor damselfish)
Lineage: Eukaryota; Metazoa; Chordata; Actinopteri; Pomacentridae
Gene: zc3h6
Product: zinc finger CCCH-type containing 6
Exons: 12
Coding region: 376-3912 (1178 amino acids)
Biological process (GO): negative regulation of DNA-templated transcription
Cellular component (GO): nucleus
Molecular function (GO): RNA binding; metal ion binding
Source: RefSeq, a predicted model, not a curated record
ACCGAGGAAUGUGCUGCAGAACUCAGAAGCCAUUUUGAGAUGAUGCCCCUGUUGAGAAAACCUAUGAAGAUGCUGAAAUCAACGAACAUGGUUACAUUUCUGUCUGUUUCUCCCUCCGUCUCCUCUAUUUCACCAUGGCAGCUGUCAACCGACGGGACAUUAGCAAAGCGGGGUAUCGAGCUGUGCUCACAGAGUUAAAACGUCAUUGAUAUGAAAGAGGAGAGUGUCUGUUUACUGUCUCAGUCGAGACAUGUAACACCGUGAGUUUUUUCCAGUCUGAAAUCUUCCAGCAUCUCUCACAAACCAACGUCUCCUUUGAGUGACUGUGUUAACUCACUCUGGUACCGGGGAGAAGGGAGGCAGAUCCGUUUUCCAAUGGCUUCUGUGAGCCUGGUUUCCAGUCCCCCAGCCCCUGUUCUUGACAAAAACAUGACAGACUCUGAGCUUGCAGGGGAUGAAAGAGAGGAUGGUGAAUUGGAAGAUGGGGAAAUAGAUGAUGAAGGGAUUGGAAUUGAAGAGGAAAACAAAGAGGCUACAGAGGCGACUGAAGAAAAAGAGAAAGACAAGGAGAAAGAAAAAGAUAAAAGUAAAGACAAAGAAGAAAAGAGUCACAGACACUCAAGGAAAAGAUAUAAAAAGACCAGAGAGAAGAGGAGAUCAAAAAGAAGGAGACGUGACAGACAGAAACAUCACUCUCCCUCAAGCAGCUCCAGCUCUGACAGUUAUGACUCUGACUACGAUCGACCAGAGAGGCCCAAAAACAGGAGGAUCCACGGAUCUAGUCGCGAGUCCGAUGGCCAGUCUUCUCAGCAUUCAAAGGCAGGCCAUGGCAACUCACAGAAGUCCUCACCGCACAAGAGCAGUGAUUUCGACAAAUACAGCGAUUACAGCGAUGACAAGUAUGACUACGACGAAGAGGAGGAUGACUAUGACGAUGACAUGUCCGAGUACCAGCAUUCAAAAGAUUCAAGUCAGGGAAAGGGGCGCCACGCUAAAGACCAGAUGAACAGAGGGAGCAUGAGGGGGAUGAAGCAUCAACAGUUUGGGCAGAGGGGAAGAGGCAGAGGGAGUGGGCCAGGAAGAGGACGUGGGAUGCUUAACAAGAACAAGAAGCUGAAGGGCAAACCCUGGGGAGGACGUGGACGAGGGAGAGGAGGAGACCAGGGCAUGGAAGACAUGGGACCGGAGGGAAAAAAUUGCUCUGGUUUUCAGAAGAAACGGCCGAUUAUGAGCAAGGAGUUUAUUAAUCAGCAUACAGUUGAACACAACGGUAGAUACAUCUGCAAGUAUUUCCUGGAGGGUCGAUGCAUCAAGGGGGAACAGUGCAAGUUUGAACAUGAGCUCGUUAUACCGGAUAAGAAAAAGGAGCUUUGCAAAUUUUACCUUCAAGGAUACUGCAGCAAAGGAGAUAAUUGCAUUUACAUGCACAGUGAGUACCCUUGCAAGUUCUUUCACACAGGAGCCAAAUGUUACCAAGGGGACAACUGUAAAUUCUCCCACGAGGCUCUGACUGAUGUGACUAAAGAGUUGCUUGAUAAGAUAAUUAACACUGAAGAGGAGAACGCCCGCGAGGAUGAGUUAGAGCUGGAGGAUCUGAGAAAGCAGGGUAUUGCCCCACUUCCAAAGCCUCCUCCUGGGGUGGGUUUGCUGCCCACUCCUGGUCAGAGCAGUCCUACAGAUAGCCAAGCAGGGAAAAAGAUCCCCUCCCUGUUUGAAAUCAAGGUUCAGCCGACUGUAGACUUGGUACAAAAAAUUGCUCUGAGUGGAUCUAAUUACUCCCAAAAUCAAGGUGAUGGCACCAACCAGUUUAGUGGAGGUUCAGAUGAAACACAGAGUGGCGCUAUGGGGCCUUCAGGGUCUUCUGCUCCUCCUAUUCCUCCCCCUGGAUCACCGGGUCCCAUGGGUCACCCCACUGGACCACCUAUGCCACAGAGCCCCCCAGGACAGCACCCACCACACGGAUUUCCAAUGCAGCCACCAAUUCCCCCUGGUCAGCCCCCACCCUUCCAUGGAAACCGGCCUAAUAUCAAUCCCCAGAUGAAUAUGCAGAGGCCGCCGUUCCCCCCUGUACCAGAUCUACAGAUGCUGCAAAGUCUCUUUCCUUUUCCAUCAGUGAGUCAGAACCCAGCAGAACUUUUUAGCAACUUCCUCCGAAACCCGCCUCCAGUUGGUCAACAAGGAGUAGAUCCUAGUGUGGCCUUCAUACAGAACCUCCAGCAGCAGAUGGGUGCAGAGUCACAGUUGCAGUCUCUGCCACCAGCAGUACAGAAAGCCAUCCUUUUACACCUGACACAGCAGCAGCAGCAACAAGAGUCACAUCCACAAGGGAGUGAGCCACAGAGAGCAGAUGGCCAGGAUGACAACAAUACAAACAGAGAUGAAACUACAAACUGGUACUCAAGCGAUGAGGAGGAUGGUAGCUGUGUUUCCUCCAUUCUUAAAACUCUAAAGAAGCAGAAUGAGAUGCAGCAGUCUCAGUCCAAACCCCUCCAGGGUGUCUCAGUGGCUCCGGGGCUGGGCAACCCUCGACUUGGAAAGGAAAGGGCCCUGCCCAGUGACCCACGCAUGAAAACUGACCCUAGACAGCGACCCCCAGAUAUGAAGAAGGAGUCAGACGGAGCUGCAGAUGUACGUCUCUCCAGAGACCCCAGGAAGAUUCGACCGAUGGAGCCCAGUUCCUAUCGCCAGCAGAGCCAUCCUGUUCCUCAAAAGCCUCCCACAGGAGAGGAGGACGAUGAAGGAGAGAGGGAGCUCAGAGACAGAGCUGUUCUGAUCCCUCUAGAUGCCAGCCCUGGUGUGGUGCUGCGGGACCCUCGAUGCCAGUUAAAGCAGUUUAGUCACAUUCGAGUGGACAUUCUGCUCCAGCGGCCUGCCUUUGCACACGCAGUGGUGUGGGCACCCGAGGAUCUCAUCCCUUCCCUGGUGCCCAAACAGGAACACUCCAUCAACCUGCCCCUUCCACCUCUCAUAGCUGACGCUCAAAUGAACAGAACAAGCCUGCCAGACCUUCCCCCAGUCUCCAGCCCUCCACCAUCUGACCCCAGACUCAUAGCUGCACGUUUGAAGGAGCGUAUGAGUCGAUUGCCCACUGGAUCUCUAGAGGCCCGAUCCCCCACAGAGAGACCUGUAGAUCCACGGCAGCAGAAAUCUCUGGACCCCAGACUCAAGCGUACAGGAAGUCUGGACUCCAAGCUGCUGGGUCAGAAAGAGCCCUCCUCUGGGGUUGGACUUGUGGACCCCAGACUGCAGAAGGCCAGUGCCAGCGCCUCUCCUCAUGCUGCCCGAGUCAAGCCAGAGCCCGAGAAGCUGCCACCGUACGCUCCUCGACUGGCAUCCUCCGGUGGAGGGCUGGAGAGUCCCACUACAAUCCUCGGGGGCAUCAGCCUGUACGAUCCUCGUGCUCAGACCGAGCAGGCUCAGAAGGAGCAGUCGGAGCCUCCUAAGAAGGCAGGGAUUCUGAAACAGCCUGCUAAAAAAGAGAGCACUCCUGCACCAUCACUCUCACCAAGCCAACGUAGUGGCUCUUUCGAAGAGGUUAAAAGCCCAGAUGUUGCCACGGAUCCGACUCUGCUCUCCUCUUCUCCCACAGUGCCUCCCGCCUCACCCGUCAAACCCCCAGCAGUUCAUAAUCUCCCCAUCCAGGCACUGGCCGGGCUCAUCCGACCCCAGUACACCGAAUCCAGGCAGGCUAAAGUAGGUGGACAGGCUUCUAUGGGAGCACAGGAAGAGCCAGAGGAAAAGAAGGAGCCAGAGCACAAGAAGAAGGAGGAGGAGGAAGAGGAGGAGGAGGAGGAGGAGGCGGCUGUGGAGAAAGAACCAAAACUGGAGGAUCCAGAAGAGGAAGCAGACGACAGGACACUGAAAGAUGUGUUCAAGACUUUUGACCCCACUGCUUCCCCUUUCUGUCAGUAAACGCUCCACUGUGGGGAAAAAAAAAUUUGUAUACUGAUGAGACAUGUCUAUUAAUCUUUAUUUAGCUUUACAAGAAUCUAUUUAUUUCUGUAUAUAAUCCUGUAUAGAUGAAAUACUACACCUCAUGUUUGUCAGUGUGGAGAAAUGCUGGAUAUGUGCACAGACACAGAGUAUAGUUCUUUUUAACAUCAUCAUAUUAAUGCUGAAUUGUUUUGAAUGUGUGUAUGAUCUUUUAUUAUCGUGUCAUUUUCACAUACGUUCUAAACAAUCAGAAAAAAAGAAAUUAUGUUAACACGUAAAGGUUUCACUAAGGACUGACCCAUAAGCUCUGAGCUAAUUCCAGGCAUUCCACCCCGUAGAAAACAUCAUUCAUUCACUCUAAACACUGAGGGAUAAUGCUAAAUAAUCAGUUAAGGAAUUGUUUUGAGAAUUUUUGUAUUUACAUAUUUAUCUUGACACUUUUUUAUAUCAUGAGAUCUAUAUGUUUACUCUAACCUUUUAAGAUGAGGGAUUUUCUUAAACAUUUUCACUUUUUACCACACACACACACACACCCUGAUUUAAAGUUUGUGAUUUGUCGACUGCUGACACGAUCCGGUCAGAUAAUCAAAACACAAUCCAUGCAGGUCCUUUUUAAUGUAUGUAACAUAUACACACUGUAUGAUAUUGAGAUAUGGCAGAUUGUUUAUCAGUUUCUUGGCUAAAAUACUGAAGCAGUGAUUGAUCACUGUUCCCUUUCACGGUUUUUAAACUCUUUACAGUGAAGCUAGCUUGCAGAAAUUGUUGCAUUAGUUAGCACAGUUCCCGUCUUCGCUUCACUUUUUUUUUUUUUUUGUGGCCUAAAUGCUUUGAGGACAUCACUGUUGUAAACCGGUCUAAAUAAUGAGACAAAUAAAUAUUAGUUGUUUAAUUAGAUUUUUUCAUUGUCAAAACACUCGUAAGCUUGUAAGUAGCAAGUAAAUUGUCUUUCACUUGUUUUAAAACUAGAUAAUCAGUACAAAAGAAAAUUUUCAAGUGUAUUAUACUGAGAAGAAGAAGUACUAUUUUGAUGACGUUGCAGGUGUAUGUAUAUGCGAUACAUAUGUGACCUUUUUGACUGUUUUUACUGUUGAAUUUUGUUGACUGUUCAUGAACUUAUACGGGGUUCUGCGUGCUGCAGAGGGUGAAUGUUGUAGACCUAAGGUGACAUAAUGCUUGGCAGUUUGCUUUAAGUGACAGUUCUGUGUCUGUAAUGUGAGCUACUCUUAUUUGACUGAAACUAAGCUAUUUACGUUUUUGUUUUUUUAAAAAUUUGUUUUCAUAAUUCACAUUGUAAAUGCUUAUUUUGUAUCACGUGUACAGUGUGUUUUUGAGUGUUUUACUGUACAAUGCUAUUAUUUUUUUCAUGUCACUGCAGUGGUUGUGGUUGUAAUGAUAACACAACACAUGUGCCCAGCAUUUUCGGUGAUUUUAUUAUAAAUAUCUAAAAUAAAGAGUUGAAACGGCAA